AUGACUUGUGCACUGUUGGACACCUGUGGCCGCUUCCUUUAUCGUUCACCGGCUACGCAUCGGCGCACGCAAAUCUACCUGGAGAUCAUGCUGCGCAAGAAAAAUGCCCUUCACAUGGACGCGCGCUACUCUCUCAUGAUUGAAAAUACCUUCUUUUUCUGUGAUCCACCCAAAAAUGCCACCAAUGUAGGUUACCAUUUUCCCUUUUUUGGUGGGAAAGCGAUCUCGUGA
Hydatigera taeniaeformis is the source of this 231-nucleotide messenger RNA. The record is from the annotation of a GenBank genome assembly. NCBI's taxonomy places the organism in Eukaryota, Metazoa, Platyhelminthes, Cestoda, Cyclophyllidea, Taeniidae.